UUUCCGGCCGAAACAAUGUCCGUUCACGGGCAAAAGCUUGGCUCGGGCCGUUUGGAAAGGCGGCUGACGGUUGCAAGUCGAACGGUCUUUAUCGGUAGAUUGCUCCUGAACCAGGAGGUUCUUCUUUGCUGUUCCCCACCCAACCCCAGCGAGUCUGGGGAAUCGGCUGAGAGGAGGGGGGGCAGCAGCUGGAGCCCCCUUCCCCCGCCUGGUUUCCAGCCGGCCUCCCCAGCCCCGAUUUGCAGCCGGCAGCCCCCUCCUCCACUUUCCGGGACUCCGCCUUGCAAAAGACCCGCCGCACGUGCCGCGGAUCUUUUCCCCGGGAGACUGCGCAUGCGCCUUCUGCCCGGGUGCCCACUUCGUCCCCCCCUCCGGCCGAGCCUCGUCUUCUAUUCCUGCACAUGCGCAACUCGGUGGUGUGGCUCCUCCCCCGUCGCUUUCUUCUUCUUUGCGCAGGCGCGCUCCUUCUUCGGCGGGUUUCAUGCUCGCCGGGCGUUCAGUCGGGCUGGCGGCGUCCGCGGAACCAUGACGCGCCUUCUCCUCCUUUUGCUGCUGAAUUGGGAGGCCGGAUUCUCCUCUUCUUCCUCCUCCUGCCCUCUUGAGAGCUUCCAGUGCCAAGAAGGGGGCCAGGUGCCACAGUGCCUAGAGUACGAGAGGCAGCCCGGCUGCCAAGACGACACAAACGGGUGCCAGCAGCCAAGAAGCAUCUGCAGGAAUCACACCUGUCGGUGCAGCAACACCAGCGGGCCCUGCCUGCCCUUUGAGCAGUUUUGCGACCAACGUCAGGAUUGCCCGGAUGGUUCAGAUGAGGCCGGGUCCCUUUGCGCGUCCCUGGUGGGCCCGCCUGAGGAGGACGAUUGCGAAAGCGACGAGUUCCGAUGCCACCCAGGGGCCGAGUGCUUCCCCCUGUCUUUCAAGUGCGAUGGCCAUCCGGACUGUGAAGACAGAACCGACGAAGAGAGCUGCAGCACGGAUUUGUCAGAGACUCCAAGGACCCCACAAAUAACCCCAAAAGGCAGCCGUGCUCCCCCAGAAACUCCGGCCUUGGAGCCCUUGACAAUCACUGCCAUUGUCGCACUCCUGAUCACCAUCGUGGCCGCAGCAGCCCUCGCCCUCUGGGUCUCUAGAAAAGCCAAGCCCCUCCUUGCCCGUCUCCCCCCCAAAGCAGCCUUUAAGCAGCUAAUCCUAGUCGAACAGCCUUGAGAUUGGCCGGCCAGCCAGGAAGUUUCUCCUUGCUCCCUCAAGCGAGGGACUCCGUCACCUGACCUUCCCAGGAACCUCGGGAAAAAUCCUUCGAUCUGAAGAGCUGGCGGCCCCGCUGGGACUCCUUGCAGGAGCUGAGGCUUGGAAGCCACUCGGCCUGCAGGCUGUCGACAGAAGUCCACCUCCUCCGGGGAGAAAUUAAAAUAGGUUUAAUAUUUAAAAUAUUUCCGGGUGUCUCUCGCUGCCUGCUUGGGCCUUGUCCUUCCACAGCCGCUCUGCCACCUGCCCAUUCCGGCAGAAGCCCUUCAGCCCAGCUCACUCUGAGGGAGCAUCUCCAAGCAAAAUGGCCUUUGCGUCCCUCAGACCAGACCCCGAGCUGGGAUUCUUCCAGCACGUGGAAGCAGUGGGAUCCCAGCUUCCUUUCUGGGGGGGGCUCCUGUUGGUGCUUCCCCUGUCCGGUGCUUCCAGCUGCGUUGGACAAGAGCUCUCCGGAAGUCGUGGGUGCUCCAUCACUGGAGGUUUUCAAGAAGUGACCGGACAGCCAUCUGUCUGAAAUGGUGUUGGGGUUUCUGCUUGAGCAGGGGGUUGGACUAGAGGAUCUCUAGCGUCCCUCCCAGCUCUGCUCAUUCUGGAGGUUUGGGAAGGCUGAGGGAUCCCCCAUAUGACAAAAAGUCGGUUUUGGCUGCUCCCAGAUUUUUCCUGUUGCCGUUGCAUCUGAACUGGUUGUGGAGAGUGACGCUUCCUCAGAUUGGGUGGUGGGUGAGAAUGUGAGCUAUUUUAGGGCAGGAAAGCCCCCCCUAAUUUUUUUCCGUCUCUUGUCCAGCCUGGGGGCUCUACUCUUGCAACACUGGGAUCAACCCCCUGUCGUGAGUGCAAACAUUAAAAAUCGUUUCCCAACCUUCCUU
Messenger RNA from Ahaetulla prasina, 2108 nucleotides. RefSeq names its product CD320 molecule (gene CD320). The coding region runs from base 16 to 1203 and encodes 395 amino acids. The record is from RefSeq and is a predicted model, not a curated record. NCBI's taxonomy places the organism in Eukaryota, Metazoa, Chordata, Lepidosauria, Squamata, Colubridae. The transcript is spliced from 5 exons. Gene Ontology annotation, cellular component: plasma membrane. Gene Ontology annotation, molecular function: protein binding.